This is a messenger RNA of Alternaria arborescens, 1125 nucleotides long. RefSeq lists its product as hypothetical. Bases 1 to 1125 code for a protein of 374 amino acids. NCBI's taxonomy places the organism in Eukaryota, Fungi, Ascomycota, Dothideomycetes, Pleosporales, Pleosporaceae. The transcript is spliced from 2 exons. The record is from RefSeq and is a predicted model, not a curated record.
AUGACGGACAACCAGGAGAAGGGCAUCGCGGGGCGGGCGCGAGGAAUGUCCCUGUCAUCGCUGCUGCACACGACGCCGCAGCUGGGCAUGUGGCAGGCCACAGCGACGGCAAUGGCUCAAGCGCCAAAUCUGACCGAGCUGCGAGAACCGGAAGUCGGCGGCGCAAACAUCACCUUCGAUGCCCAUGGCCAUACGACGCUUAUCGCGAAGCCGGACGAAGAUGGCGAGCUUACUCUGGUCAAGUCGCAAACCAGAGUCCUCGAUCGCCCAGCGACAGACGAACCUGUGCUACCAGGAGAAACAGACGAGAAGGCCCACAAGCAUUUGCGCAGGCAUCAUGGGCAUGGAAUCCGCCGCCGACAGACGCUGAAGGAGAAGCACGCAUCUACACACAAGGAAUCGUGGGGUCCGACCAUCAAGAACGGUCUCAAAGCAUUCUGGGUGUUUUUCCUCACACCGUCUGGCUUCUUGAUCACGAUUUAUGGCCUCAAUGUCGUGGCAUGGGGCGCAAUGCUCUUCUUCUUGCUUCUAAAGGCCGCCCCUGCCAUGUGCCAUGUGCGUGGCACGCAGAUCUACGACUGCGACAAUGACUACAGUCAGAAUAAGAUCUGGCUCGAGAUCGACAGCCAGAUUCUUAACGCACUAUUCUGCGUCACUGGCUUCGGCCUCGCACCCUGGCGCUUCCGCGACUUCUACUGGGUGAAGCGCGCCAUUCACUUCCACGAUCCGAACGCUAUGCGCCGCCUCUUUAACCAGAACAAAGCGUGGUUCCGACCACCUGCGUGGUUCACCGAGAGCGAAGGACGUGGUGGGGAGAACCUGGAGCCGGCUACGUUCACGGGAGUGAGGGCGCCGCCAACGAGCAUGUGGAAGUUGGCGUUCACUGUUGAUAUGAUGGUGUUAAAUACACUGCUGCAGGCGGUCCUCUGUUUUUUCAUGUGGCAUUACAAUCGCUUGGAUCGUCCGACGUGGGCGACAGGCACAUUCAUCGCGUUGGGAUGCGGCGUCGCGAUGUUCGCCGGUAUCAUGUCGUGGUGGGAAGGAAGGAAAGUGAAGAAGAUUGAGGGUCCGGAGAUCAAGAUUGAGACGAAGGCAGGGGAGUCGAGCGAAGACACUGCUGUAUAA